Homalodisca vitripennis (glassy-winged sharpshooter) is the source of this 1217-nucleotide messenger RNA. It is a transcript of the gene Mettl2, whose product is annotated as methyltransferase-like protein. Lineage: Eukaryota; Metazoa; Arthropoda; Insecta; Hemiptera; Cicadellidae. The coding region runs from base 22 to 1194 and encodes 390 amino acids. The record is from RefSeq and is a predicted model, not a curated record. The transcript has 6 exons. Gene Ontology annotation, molecular function: tRNA (cytidine-N3)-methyltransferase activity.
UGUAAGCCAGCCGCUGUUAUUAUGAACAGAAAAGUUGAGUUUUUAUUAUGUGUUUACAAAUUUCGACUUCAAUUUAAUCUAAAACGUCUGAAGAAUAAUGAUAUUAAAAUGGAUAAUUUGAAAAGACCCAUGUUUGGUGGCAGGUUUUUAGAAGACUCCAGUUCUGUUUUCCAGCACAACGCUUGGGACAAUGUUGAGUGGGAUGCUGAGCAGGAAGAAGCAGCUCGGAAGAAAGUUGAAAAACAGGCUGAAAAGAAAAUAUCAGAUGAAACUAAAAUAUUGUUGACGCAAGAAACUGAUAAGCAGUGGGACAAGUUUUAUGACAUACAUCAGAAUAGGUUUUUCAAAGACCGCCACUGGUUGUUCACCGAGUUUCCAGAGCUUGCAGGGGACCAACAAAAAUCUGAAACACCCGUUCGUGUAUUUCCUUCCAUAGAAGAUAAAAAAUCCCCAGAGGAGUUAAAAAGUAGGGACAAAAGUGAAGACAUGGUAACUGUGGUGGAUGUCGAGACAUCAUCGUGUAAUAGUCAGCCUGCCAGUAAUGUUUUGACUAGCAGUGACGUGCAUGGUGAAGAUAAAUUGACAAGUUGUGAGAAAAAUGAAAGGAGGAACUACCUCGAGAUAGGUUGUGGUGUUGGUAACACAGUGUUUCCUAUAUUGGAAUAUAACAUAGAUCCUAACCUUUUUGUCUAUUGUUGUGAUUUCUCCAAAAAUGCAGUGGAUAUUUUGAAGUCGCAUACCAAUUACAAUCCUAGCAGGUGUGAGGCGUUUGUCUGUGAUGUAACGGCUGAAGAGUGGAACACCCCAUUCUCUCCUGGCAGCAUUGACAUAUGCACACUCAUCUUCGUACUCUCCGCCAUUCAACCCCAUAGGAUGCAGCAUGUAGUGGAGCAGUUAUACCACUACUUGAGGCCUGGAGGCCGGGUGUUGUUCCGAGACUAUGGCCGAUACGACAUGGCCCAACUCCGGUUCAAAGAGGGACAAAUGAUGGAAGACAACUUCUAUGCUCGUAAGGAUGGCACAUUUGUCUACUUUUUUACACAAGAGGAAGUGCGGGAGAUGUUCCGCAAGGCAGGAUUUGAGGAGGAGCACAGCCACGUAGACAGACGACUCCAAGUCAACCGUUCUCGCCAGCUCAAGAUGUACCGGAUCUGGGUACAGGCCAAAUUCCGCAAGCCUCUAUCUCCAAGAUGACAAUAAAUUGUUGGAAGGAAAAA